AUGGCUGAGUUGCUUGACCCCGAAAAAGACUACUUCUUCACUUCCAGCUCUAGAGUAAUAUCGUGCAACGAUCACAGCUCCCGAGGACAAAAGAAGUGUCUAGAUCUUGUGCGCGGUUGUGAAGAUUCUAAUGUCUUGAUCCUUGACGAUACUCGAGAGGCAUGGACAAAGGUAUAUCAGGACAAUUGGAUAGUAAUAAAACGAUAUCAUUUCCUCAAAUACAGUUCUCAAACAAUGUGCCUCAAUAACCGCAAGUCUCUCGCCGAGUUGAAGACGGAUGAUUAUGUUGAACAUAUUCUUCAGCUUCUUAAGCAAGUGCACGCUACAUUCUUUGUUCAUAAGCUGCCCAACAACAAUAAUUUUGGAAAGGAUGUAAGGCAGAUAUUUUUACUAGAAUCAAUAAUAUUUGGAAAAUGGCAGAGGAAUUGGGGGCAACUUGUUCAACUCAAGGGGAUGAACCAUCAGUCACCCAUGUGGUUGCAACAUAUACUCGAACGUAAGAAUUCUCUUCCAGCAGUGAAGAACAAAAAGCUGUUGGUCCGCCGAGAAUGGGUUGAAUCUUAA
Molecule: messenger RNA, 564 nt
Organism: Rosa chinensis
Lineage: Eukaryota; Viridiplantae; Streptophyta; Magnoliopsida; Rosales; Rosaceae
Product: RNA polymerase II C-terminal domain phosphatase-like 4
Exons: 1
Coding region: 1-564 (187 amino acids)
Molecular function (GO): RNA polymerase II CTD heptapeptide repeat phosphatase activity
Source: RefSeq, a predicted model, not a curated record